AUGUCCUACGCCGUGAGGAUUAUCAACCCCUCUACGGCGCCAAACGUAUCCGGCGACCCUCCUCCAACCACAGCCACCGUCAUCGACUACAGCUGCCUCUUCACGCACGAUCUUCGCAGAAAGCAAAAGCGCUGGCAAGAUGGCAGGCUCAAAUACCACACCUUCAACAAACGCAUCAUGGUCUACGAUGACAGGGGCAAUUUCAUCGGCGACGCCCACUGGCAUGGGGGCGGGGAUUUGCAAGAAGACGAGGAACUGGAGCUCGAUCGGGGCGCUGCCAUAGUCCAGGUCGGCGAGAGCACGGGGUCGCGCGAGCAAGACCUUACCGAAAUACUGGAUAAGCGCGCACGAGAAGUUGAGAAGCGGAGGGCCAUGGCGGCUGCCAAGACUCCGACGCCGAGCAGAGCCAGAACUCAACCCCAGCAACAGCAGCAGCCUCAUUUUCAACUGAACCACCGACCUUUACAUUCAAUAGUUCCUAGCCCAGGGCCUAUUGGACGUGCUGUUAUUUCCGACCGUUCUCCGUAUGAAGCUCGUAAAGCGGAGGGGGUGGCGAUGGAUGGACCGUCCGCAAAGAAGAGAAGAGUCUGUCCUUCGCCGCCUAGCAAGGCCGGAUUUGCGCAGAGCUUGUUUGGGACGAGGUUGAAUUUAGGCGGUUCUGGAAGGAUGGCGCCUUUGAGGAUGCGGGCGCUGAGGGAGAGGACUAAUUUGCAAAGGGAAGAAGGUGGGGGUGAGAAGAGGCCGAGUUUGGAGGGUGAUGAGGAUAUUGUCAUUGUGGAUGAGAGGCGGUCGAAAGUGGUGGUGAAGAAAUCCAGACACCUUCAGGAACCAACUUUGCGGGGUACUGUACCGGCGGCUGACAAAAUUAGACCCAAGGGUCUCCCUACAAUGGUUGAUGAGAAGCAGAGAUCAGGCACGAUGCAGAGCUCGAGGCAGCCUAAUGUUGAGUUGUCUGUGGCAACGGAUCAAACGGUUGAGAGGAGAUCGAUAUUGAAGAUCGAUCAGAAUACGAGGCAUUUUGACGAGGAGUUGGAGAAGACAGCUCCAACAAGUGCGGAGGAUGAUGUGCUGGUGGAGGAGCGACCAGCCCAACUCAAGCGGAACGCAGACUUGCAUCCCGUUGUUAAUAAUCCCGAACCACGAGCCAUGACAGAAUUGCAUGUGGAGGAAGCAGACCUGGCCAAGCCUGUUGGUCGACAUGGUGAUAGUAUGCAGACGAAGAGGCAGGCUAUACCAGGUGCUACCAAACCACAGGUGGCUGUGAAUACCGCAACUCGAAGUGGCACACCGCAAUCUUCCGCCGAAGCCAUUGAGAUUGAAUCAUCACCAGACGUUACUGAGCCUCAACAAAUCGCCCACAAGGAACUCGAACAGAGGCAAAAAGUUGCAACUAGCACUACAAUGUCCAAACCACACCGGCCUGUGUCACCUCAAACACGGCCGGAGAAACGAGCUGAAUUACGGAUCAAGCCUACACGGAGGCGAGGGCUGUUGAUGCUAUCAGAACGAAGACAGAUACAGCAAAAGCAACCUGCGUCUGUCACACCAACUUCAAGCAUAAACUCCGUCGCAGUUAUGAAUGUGGACAAUGUUGGACCAUCAAAAUCACCACAAUUACAGGUUUCGGAGCCUGACACAGAGCCAAGUCAAGCAUUCGAGGAUCUAGAUGAAGGACAAGCUAUCAAGGCGACACCAGAGUCCAGCCCUCACCAUUGUACAGAAAUGCCCAUUAAUUUUGUUUCUGAUAGUGAAUCCGAUUUGCCAGCCGCCAAGUCCAGGUCGAAGAAAUCGUCAAGAAAAAAUGCGGAAACGGUAUCGGAUUCUGAUCAGAGAGCCCAGCGGCCACGAACGAAACAACAGAGAUCACCGAAACGGCCGACAAACGGCCAAUCGAGUGAAUCUGAAUCUGAGGACUUGCCACCGAGACGGACUAGACGACUUGGGAGAAAAGCCACUUCCAGAGACAACCUAGGUCCGUCUACUGAUGAGGAUGAAGCGAAUCACCCAUCACCGAAAAAGACACGAAGAACUAAGACUAGAAGUGCUUCCGAAUCUCCCCUAACUGGAUGUUCUAGUGAGGAAGAUUCAGAACAGCCACCAGCCAGGCAGCCAAAACGAACUAGGAGUAAACGCGAUUCAGUCCCCAAUGCUGGAGAGAAGUCCGAGAAGCCCAAGGGACCGCGUAUCACGAGAAUGGCUCGAAAGAGCGUCAAAUGCAAGGAGAUAUUUGGCUUUAUGCUGCCAGCUGGUCAAGAAGAGCUCGCACCAGCCCCAUUCGCAAUGGCCACUGCGCGUAUUGGAACUGUGGGCAGGCCACCAGCGGCUCCAGCUCGCCUGCCGGGUAUUACCUUGACGAUCAAGCCUGGACCCGUGGUUUCAGCAACCCCGACUCCUGGGCUAGCUGAGAGGCGACACGUUGAAGGGACCAAGGAUUCAUCAGGGGAUGCACCCGCAAAAGAACAAAAUACUGGAAUACCAGUGCAGGAAGCCGUCCAUGACGACCCUAAGCACCCCGAACAAGGGAUGAAGCCCGUAGGCGCAACCGAAAUGACAGUGGAAGAUUCAGUCUCAAAAGAGCCAAUUGCAAAAGAAGCAGCUAUAGUAGAGCAGGGAACUUUGCCGAAACCCAUGAUUACUAACCCAGCAACUCGUGGGAGAAAGGCAGCGCGAAAAGAAGACGCGGCUGGCCUAACCCCACAAACGAUUGUUCCUUUCGAGGCACCACAACAUGCGCGAUUGUCUAGGAGUAAACAGCCUGAGCCCAGGAAGUCGGACAAGGCGUUGCCGGGUUUCACGAGUGCGAACGGAGGCGCAUGGAGCAAACACGCUGAAGAUUUGCUCGGGAUGACUCGGCCGACAGGGAAGAAGGGGCUGUCGAUGACGACUUUUGGAUAA
This is a messenger RNA of Metarhizium robertsii ARSEF 23, 2895 nucleotides long. RefSeq lists its product as uncharacterized. Bases 1 to 2895 code for a protein of 964 amino acids. The transcript has a single exon. Lineage: Eukaryota; Fungi; Ascomycota; Sordariomycetes; Hypocreales; Clavicipitaceae. The record is from RefSeq and is a predicted model, not a curated record. Gene Ontology annotation, cellular component: nucleus; site of double-strand break. Gene Ontology annotation, biological process: double-strand break repair.